Molecule: messenger RNA, 1188 nt
Organism: Pestalotiopsis fici W106-1
Lineage: Eukaryota; Fungi; Ascomycota; Sordariomycetes; Amphisphaeriales; Sporocadaceae
Exons: 2
Coding region: 1-1188 (395 amino acids)
Biological process (GO): response to oxidative stress
Cellular component (GO): nucleus
Source: RefSeq, a predicted model, not a curated record
AUGAGCAGAGCGAGCAGCCGGGUUCCUUCGCCGCACGAUUCCGGCGUUCUCAUCCCGGGACUCGACUCCAUUUCAAACUCCAACGGCACAUCCACCAAUGCGGGAAACUCACGCCCCGAGUUCCAAGCCCAGCAACAACAAUAUCAGCAGCAGCCACAAUAUGAAGAGUAUGGCAUCAGCUCCAUGAUUUCGGGCUGGUUUGGCCGGAGGUUCGGACCCUCGCGGUCCAAUUCACAGCUGAGCGCCGGCGCCGGCAGCAUGCAUAGCAGUCGUACAUUCCCUACCGACCACCCCUCGAGCUUCGGCGACGGCAUCAGCACACCCUUUACGCCUCCUCGGCCCUCUCGGUCGGCCAGCCCAUUCGUCAUGCCCGACUACGAGCCGCUGAUCUUGACCGGCUACCGCCAGGACACGGACCGCGGGGCCCAACUGCUGAGCACAAGCAUUGGCGAGGCGAUACGCAUGAAUUUCCCCGAGCGCCUGAGGAUAUGCGAGGAGUGGAAACUAGUCUACAGUUUAUACCAGAACGGCAGCUCAUUGUCGACCCUGUACAAGCUCUGCGAUGAGUUUAGAGGGCGGAGGGUAGGCUUUAUUCUAGUCGUGAGGGAUGGCUCUGGAGGUACGUUUGGUGCUUAUCUCACAGAAGCUCCGCACAUCGCAUCAGGCUAUUAUGGAAACGGAGAGUGCUUUCUGUGGAAAGCUUCAGUACAUGUCAGCUUGCCGCCUCCGCCAUCAGAUCCAAGUGCUGAUCUGCUCACCGGCACAUCCACAACUAUCCACUCGCCCACCUCGACCAGAUUCCCUUCCGAGCACCUGACGCCAGAAGCGCCAAGUCCACCAAACAACAAGCUGGAAGCAGCACAGAUGGAAGAUCACUCCAUACGUUUCCAGUACUUUCCAUAUGUGCCUCCAGAUGUGCGCCACGGCAAGCACGACGAGGGACCAGAAGAUCCCUGGGAGAUGUCGAGGGAUCGAGACCAGUUCUACUUUAUCAGCUCCGAGCGCUCAUUUCUCGCCCUCGGAGGUGGAGAGGGCCACGAUGCUCGUUAUGGACUCUGGUUAGACGACGGCUUCAACCGUGGUCAGAGUGCCAAGUGUGGCACCUUUGAGAACGAUCCUCUCAGUGACGAAGGAGAAAAGUUUGACAUUGUCGGUGUCGAACUCUGGGUCGUCGGUGCCACUUCAUGA